Daldinia caldariorum is the source of this 768-nucleotide messenger RNA. RefSeq names its product HCNGP-like protein-domain-containing protein. The record is from RefSeq and is a predicted model, not a curated record. Lineage: Eukaryota; Fungi; Ascomycota; Sordariomycetes; Xylariales; Hypoxylaceae. The coding region runs from base 1 to 768 and encodes 255 amino acids. Gene Ontology annotation, cellular component: nucleus. Gene Ontology annotation, biological process: regulation of DNA-templated transcription. The transcript is spliced from 3 exons.
AUGGCACUUGUGGGCUACGAGAGCAGCGACGAGGAAGAAGAGAUCGCGCAGCAGCCAGAUUCAAAGCCACUGAAACAAACUCAAGAUACUACUAUAAGCCCGGAUCAAAAGCAAGACGUCCCAGCGGAAUCUAGUGCAGCCUCGCAGAAGCAAGAUGAGCAACCAGCAGCUAUCAUCGGGCCGCAGAUAGGCCCAGCAGCAGCAGCCGGCCCCAGCUUUCCUCCGCUGGAAGAAGCGCCACUAGAAGACGACGAGGACAGCGGGCCAGGCCUACCCCCAGGAUCGCCGUACACAGCAACACGCGCGCUCAUGCGGGACCUCACGCUGCCCACGGUCCCGAACACGGAUAUCCCGCCGUCGCCCCCGGGCUCACCGCCUCCCGGCACCAGCGCCAAGUUCGAGCGGUUUCUCGAGCUCAAGCGGCAGGGCGUGCACUUCAACUCGCGGGUGGCCCAGAACCCGUCCCUGCGCAACCCGGCGCUGACCGACAAGCUGCUGUCGUUCGUCGACCUCGGCGCCCCGGCGGACCAGUACUGCACCACCUUGCCCACCGACCUCUGGGAUCCGGCUGCCUUCCCGCGGUGGGCGUACCGCGAACAGCUUAAGCAGAGCCAGGCCGAGGUCGAGAAGGCGAGGGCUAGGGCUAAAGGCGCGCCUGUGGAUUUCGUAGCUGCUGGGGAGACGCAGGGUGCUGCUCAGCAGGGUGGCACGCAAGGAGGUGCAGGUAAAGCGAGCACGGGGAAGCGGAAGACAAGGUUUGACGCAUAG